Molecule: messenger RNA, 1652 nt
Organism: Copidosoma floridanum
Lineage: Eukaryota; Metazoa; Arthropoda; Insecta; Hymenoptera; Encyrtidae
Product: sodium/potassium-transporting ATPase subunit beta-2-like
Biological process (GO): intracellular sodium ion homeostasis; intracellular potassium ion homeostasis; sodium ion export across plasma membrane
Cellular component (GO): sodium:potassium-exchanging ATPase complex
Molecular function (GO): ATPase activator activity
Source: RefSeq, a predicted model, not a curated record
UCACCGACGAAACUCGCAUUAGAGCGAUACGCCGAUCUUGCGCCGAGUGAUAACAUUAAUAAUAUACAUCCACACCUGUUUGGAAGAGAUAGUAGUGGUGCAGGGGUAUAUCGUGCGAUUUGUUGAAUUUUGCAGGCCGUAUGCGAACACGGCUCGUUGAAUGAGUUGAAAAUUGUCAAAAUUUUCCUCACCCCCUCCCGAUAACGCGUUGAAUUAAAAACAUACACACAUAUAUAUAUAUACGAGUGUGGGUAUAUAUAUAUAUAUAUAUACAUUGCGAGGAGAUGGGCUCGCCGGUGAAAGAGACGAAGGACGAGUACGAGGUUAGCAGCCGCAGACCGGACACCAGGACCAAGUGGCAGGCGUUCAAGAACGCGAUAUACAAUCCCGAGGAGAAAACCUUAUUAGGGCGCGACAAAAAAAAAUGGGGUAUCGUUACUGUAUUUUACAUGGUAUUCUACAGCGUUUUAGCUGUGCUAUGCGCUAUUUGUUACAUGGGAUUGAUGGUCACGAUAGACGAGAACAGGCCUAAAUAUACCCUGGAUAGCAGCAUCAUCGGAACUAAUCCUGGUAUGGGCUUUAGGCCACUACCAAAUUUGGAACACGGAUCCACAAUCUCGUACACAUUGUCAAAUUAUUCGCACAUAGCCGAAUGGACGGCGCGUAUCGAUCAAUUUCUCGAAAUGUACAUGGACAAGACGAAGCUGCCGAACGGAGGCCGAAAUCAGAUGAUCUGUAACUACUCAAGGCCGAUGGAACCCGGCAAGGUGUGCGAGGUCGACAUAAGGAAGCUCGGAAAUUGCUCGAAAGCCAUGGACUACGGCUACAGAAAUUCCUCGCCCUGCGUUUUCAUCAAACUAAACAGGAUAAUGGACUGGAAGCCGAUUUUUUACAAUAAUCCUAAGGAUCUACCACAAAGCAUGAAGCAGGACCUUAAAGAUUACAUACUUAGAUUUGGAGAAGCUGGUAAAGAUAGGUUAAAUACCAUCUGGGUGUCGUGCAACGGUGAAAGUCCGACCGACAUUUCAAAUAUGGGCCGUCUGGAGUAUUACCCCUACCAAGGCUUCCCCGGUUACUACUACCCGUACGAAAAUGCGCCAGAUUACCUAAGUCCAGUCGUAGCUGUUCGAUUCACGCGACCUAAAAUAAACGUGACUAUUAACGUCGAGUGCAAGGCUUGGGCUAAAAACAUUAAAUACUCCUCGCACCGGGGAGAGAAGGUCGGUUCGGUUCAUUUCGAGCUGCUGAUAAAGGAAUAACAGCAAUUAAUACUGUCACAGAUCCUACGGUUGAAGAAUAAAAUAAACAAGUGUCCACUUUUGCUUCAGUGCCUAUGCACACACUUUCGUCAGCUACCAUCGAAUAAACACAACAACGGCAUUGAUUGCUGACACCCGUGUUUAUUUAUACAUAUAUAUAUAUAUAUAUACAUAUAUAUCUUUGAUAUUGUCCUUUUGUCUUACCAACUGCGUCAAUUUGGCGAAAUUUUUUACUGAAAAUUCAUUUUUGAGUACAGUAUGAUAAUCAGUGUCACUGUACGGUAAAACGAGAUAUUAGGUGGCGUCCUGCAACGAUGUUAAACGUCAAUUCAUUGGAUUUUUGAGCAUUUGUAAGAAAAAAAAAAAUAAUAAUUUUGUAAUGUGAAAAACGUA